Messenger RNA from Nomascus leucogenys (northern white-cheeked gibbon), 4322 nucleotides. RefSeq names its product potassium inwardly rectifying channel subfamily J member 13 (gene KCNJ13). Gene Ontology annotation, cellular component: plasma membrane. Lineage: Eukaryota; Metazoa; Chordata; Mammalia; Primates; Hylobatidae. The record is from RefSeq and is a predicted model, not a curated record. Gene Ontology annotation, molecular function: inward rectifier potassium channel activity. Gene Ontology annotation, biological process: regulation of monoatomic ion transmembrane transport; potassium ion import across plasma membrane.
UAAUGUAUAUUCAAAACACAUGACAGAUACACUCAAGUGCUUCUGCUUUCUAGAAGCAGUAUUAUACUAUAUUUGUUCUAGUAUUUUGUUGUUGUGUUGUUCUGUUUUUCUUCAAUGUGUUAGCUGGGAAUUGAUAUACAUUGUAAUUCCUACCAGUACAUGCAGGGAAUGAGCAUCACACCACAAAUCCUUCUUUAUACUUUAUCUUCCCUAGUUCUGAAGGUCAGUGUUUCUAAUGCUGUAUCUGAACUUGUGUUGAAGUAUUUGGUACUAAUAAAACAAAGACGGAAUUAAUAUAUUUUUUAAAUUGUGGGGGGGAAGGAGAGGAUUCUACAAAGGCGGAUUUCACUUUCUAAGUAGCAUUAUAUUGGUCUACAUUAAUAAUUUUCCCAGCAGGCCUUCCAAGAUUUUACUUUGAACAAUCACAGUCUUUGUUUCUCAGAUCCUCUUACAUGUGACAUUUGGUCAAAGUUUUAAAAUCAGCAGCUAACGGAGGAGGAGAAAAGUACUGUUCACUAAGGCACUGCACAAAGCCAUACCACAGGGCGUUUCAGGGUUCCAACAAGCUGGAUCACAUUUUCCAGCUAAACGCUAUUUCAGUGUUGUGUUACAUUUUCUGUACACUGUACACUAUGUUUUAUUAACACUAUACUUCAUCACACUGAUCAGGGAAACAUCUCCUAAACAUCAUUAAAAUAAGCCUUAAGAAAAUUCCUCAGUUCUUUCACACAGGUGUGCAUUUUUAAAAGUAUCAGGUACAGAACAAUUAAUUUUAUUCCUAUUCAAGGUCUUUCUAUACAGCCUUUAAAAAAAAAAGUUUGUUUCCUAGCCAAAAAAAUAAAAGAUUUCAGGUAAUUAAAUUAUCUAUAUUACUAACUCUGGAACUAAUGGUAGCCAUUCUGAUGAGCCAUGAGAAGAAAACUAAGAAAAUCAAUGUACUAAUUUAUGCCUAUAAGUCCUUAUACAAAUAAAUCUUCCCCAAAGACAUGGGUGGAGAAAAAAAAGAUUAGUAAAGGAAAUAUCUCACACUUCAACAUGCUAUAUAAGGAAAGACGGCUGAAAAGAAAUCUUGCAGGGAAUUUUAUCCCUUUGAACUUUCAAAUAAACUCUUAAGUAAGAUUAUGCAAACUUACUAAAGACCGGUCCUGAUUAGAGGGAAAAAAUGCACCCCUUCUCCAAGUCAGUUCUGGAGGCUUUCUCCAGAGUUGUUAAGGUUUGUGUUGGGUAAAGAAAGACCUCCUAACAAACCAGCAUUCUUUUCCACAUGAUCAGAGCUAAUUGGCCCCCCUGCAGGCUAAGUGACCAAUCACAUCAACUUCAGCUGAAACCAGCCCCCACAACAUUAUAAACAGAGGAAUGUAAGCUGUAAAACCAGUCCAAGAAGAGAACCUACAAACUAGACUUGUAGAUUAAAAUUAUCUGAUCAAAAAGGCAGACUCUGUAAAUUUCCUUAAGACCUACCUUGGCGUAAAGGCUGACCCAGCAAAAGAACUGAGAAAUACAGCCUGAGAUGGACAGCAGUAAUUGCAAAGUUAUUGCUCCUCUCCUAAGUCAAAGAUACCGGAGGAUGGUCACCAAGGAUGGCCACAGCACACUUCAAAUGGAUGGCGCUCAAAGAGGUCUUGCAUAUCUUCGAGAUGCUUGGGGAAUCCUAAUGGACAUGCGCUGGCGUUGGAUGAUGUUGGUCUUUUCUGCUUCUUUUGUUGUCCACUGGCUUGUCUUUGCAGUGCUCUGGUAUGUUCUGGCUGAGAUGAAUGGUGAUCUGGAACUAGAUCAUGAUGCCCCACCUGAAAACCACACUAUCUGUGUCAAGUAUAUCACCAGUUUCACAGCUGCAUUCUCCUUCUCCCUGGAGACACAACUCACAAUUGGUUAUGGUACCAUGUUCCCCAGUGGUGACUGUCCAAGUGCAAUCGCCUUACUUGCCAUACAAAUGCUCCUAGGCCUCAUGCUAGAGGCUUUUAUCACAGGUGCCUUUGUGGCGAAGAUUGCCCGGCCAAAAAAUCGAGCUUUCUCAAUUCGCUUUACUGACAUAGCAGUAGUAGCUCACAUGGAUGGCAAACCUAAUCUUAUCUUCCAAGUGGCCAACACCCGACCUAGCCCUCUAACCAGUGUCCGGGUCUCAGCUGUACUCUAUCAGGAAAGAGAAAAUGGCAAACUCUACCAGACCAGUGUGGAUUUCCACCUUGAUGACAUCAGUUCUGAGGAAUGUCCAUUCUUUAUCUUUCCACUAACCUACUAUCACUCCAUUACACCAUCAAGUCCUCUGGCUACUCUGCUCCAGCAUGAAAAUCCUUCUCACUUUGAAUUAGUUGUAUCCCUUUCAGCAAUGCAGGAGGGCACUGGAGAAAUAUGCCAAAGGAGGACAUCCUACCUACCUUCUGAAAUCAUGUUACAUCACUGUUUUGCAUCUCUGUUGACCCGAGGUUCCAAAGGUGAAUAUCAAAUCAAGAUGGAGAAUUUUGACAAGACUGUCCCUGAAUUUCCAACUCCUCUGGUUUCUAAAAGCCUAAACAGGACUGACCUGGAUAUCCACAUCAAUGGACAAAGCAUUGACAAUUUUCAGAUCUCUGAAACAGGACUGACAGAAUAAGACUUAUCCAUUUUUUAAUGUGUUAAAUACACCCAGCCAGUUAUGCAGCUACUUUUUCUUUACUGUAUCUCAUGUUUUCUUUUUUCAAUGCUAAUUAUAGCUCUCUACAUCACGGUAAUCAUGCCUACGCCCACAUAAAAAUGGCUGAGCUAACAAUACACAUUCUGGAAACAUAACACUCUACAUUACAAAGUUUGUUACCUGCUGAAAUCAAUGUAACUCAACUUGACAGACACUUAUACAGAAAUGUUGCUGGUGAAUUUAUAAGAAUGUGGUACGAUACUAGUAAUGAAGGCAAAAUGGACAGUGAAGUUUAACACAACUGAACUCUAAGAAAAUCAACCAUUCUCUCAUUUUCAUCUGCAAAUUGAAGCAACAGUUUAGUUUCAAACCUAGCUCCCUGGGUAGAAUGAUGACUUCACCAUACUUAGUGAACAUCCUUUAAGAACUGGGAUUUUUUUCAAGACAACAAAGAUCACUCAUUUGGUUCUUUCUACUAUGAAACUUAAGUAAGUAUUACCUCCUUAAUUUUUAACAACUAAGAACAAAAAUUAACGAGAAAAACAACAAAGUACAGAUUUAUACAUAAACCUAAAAGCAUUUGAACAUGACACCCGAACACAUACAUAUAUGUUCACUUAUUUGUGGCAGAAGGUGAUCAGAUAAGAUAAGCUCCGCCCAAAUGGAACCUGCAGGGUGGUAUUUUGCAUUGCAAGGAGACGCAAAAUUUUAUCUUAAAACUGUCCCCCAUAAUAAUCAAACAGUGAUUCAUCUAAAUGACUUCUAGCAACCUAAGUAAAAACAUUCCCCUCCUAUGUAUGAUUCAUUUGAUCAUAUAAAACAUCAUGAUGGCUCUAAUUCAUAAAUACAAAAAUAUAUUUAAGUCUUUAUGGAUACAAAGCUUUACUUAGAUAUAACUUGAGUGAGUAGGGAAAAAAAUCUACAGUAGAUAAAGCAAAAGAUAAUUAGGCAACAAAGCAUUUUCAAACCCAAAUUCCUGUUUCUAACUUCAGAUAGUUUUUUCUAUAAACACAAAAUCAGUGUUUAUUCACCAGUAGGAGGUUGGACUAGAUGAACUCUAUUAUUUCUUUCUAAAUCUAAUACUCCAUAAAAAUUAUGUUUCCUCUGUUUCAUUUUUUAUUUUAUCUAUGCUAAAAUGAGCCCUUUCCCUUAUGUCCAGUUUAAGAUGAUCAUUUGCAUGAUUUUCAUUUCAAUAAAAAAAAGAGAAACUGUCCUUAAACAAAACAAAAACCAAAAAAGUCACCCUAUCAGGUUUCAAACAGAUUUGUGGCUGUUCUUUUCUGAAAUUUCCCUUAUUCAGGUUUCUGUGGGAAAAAUGAAAGAUUAACCUUCCCCACUGGUGAUGACCUAGGCAGGAAUCAUCUCUUGAAAUAAAUACUAGCUGAGUAAAGGCAAGCAGGUGUGAAGAGCAGGGCUCAGCAGCAAGUCACAUUUUUCUACUAUUUGACCAAAAGGAAAAGAAAAUAAAGAAGAACUCUGGAGUGGUCUAAGACUGAUAAUACCAGAAUAUCAAGAACACAGAAACUUAAUUAUUGUGAACUUUUGCUGUUUGAAAAUCUUAGACAUUCAUUCUUAAGUAGAAAUCAGACCAACAGAUUUUCCCAACCCAAGACUAUUGUAACACAUAAAGACAGCAACAAUUCUUAUUUCUAUAAUAAAUUAACAAGAUUCACCUAACCUGUGAAAAUAAAGUAGUAUUGAAGACUUA